GUUAUGUCACCGAGGAUGUUGCUCGUGAGGGAAACUUGCGAACAGUGCCCCUGAACGCGGGAACACUGCACAGCCGAACGAAACAUGGGCUUGUACUUAAAUACAUGUUUGCGAUGGAUAUUUUGGAACGGGCUGGUGCUACUGAUCCUGAGCAGAUUGACACUCGGAGCCUCAUUCUAUGGUGACGGUUUUGUGCACCUAAAGACGAUGACCUCGUCCCCCCACACUUCCCUGCAGAUCCGCUUCCGCACCCCCAGCUCCAGUGGACUCCUCUUCCUGGCAGCGGGACAGACGGACUUCCUCCUGGUGGAGCUGGUUUCUGGCCUCCUGCAGGUGACAUUGGAGCUUGGCUCUGGAAAGCAGGUUCUUCAUUCAGAGAGCGGAAGCCCCCUGAACGACAUGGCUUGGCACUCGAUUACACUGCUGCACGAGCACUAUGAUGUCACACUGACCAUGGAUAAUCGACCUCUGAGCAGCCUGAAGAUGCGCGGGUCAGAGAAGGAGCUCAUUGUGGAGGACGGGCUUUUCCUGGGUGGGUUGGGAACCCUAGUGAAGCCGUACCUCCUCCGCAAUCAGACAGGCUUCCGUGGUUGCAUAGACAAGGCGGUCUUCAACGAGCAUGUCCUCCUGUCAUCGUUGAGGCCUUGCCCUGGCUUCAGAGCCGUCCACGAGGUUCACCCGGGCUGUGGUUUGCAGUUCUCUGCAGGCAUAGACGACCCUGUGGCCCUGUUGACCUCGAGAGCUUACAUGGCCCUCCCGCCCUGGAACGCCCUGCCAGAGGGUCGGUUUGAGUGCCUGGUGCGGACCUCAACCCAGGAAGGGAUCAUCCUAUAUAGCUCAGCCCAUCAAGGCGGCUUUGUUGCCUUGGAGAUUCGUGAGGGUCUGCUGGUCGCUGUUGUGGGCAAAGGGCAGAUUCAGAACCAGUUACGCUGCCUUUCUUUACUUAACAAUGGCCAAUGGCAUUCUAUCAGGCUCCAUUUUACCACCAGGAGCCUGACCCUGAAGGUGGACAUGGAGACUGUGCAAGUAAGUAUCAACUCCCCCUCCCAGCUUCUACACUUGACCGGCCCCCUGUAUGUAGGGGGAGUGGGCGAUGCUAUCCACAUGGAGGUCAGAAAAAUGGGGCUGGUCUCUGGGUCCAGUAGACAUUUGAGAGGAGACUCUUUCCAAGGCUGUUUGAAGAACAUCUCAGUCAAUGCAGUAAGGAUUGGUCUUCCCAAUGCUAUAGUGACAAAAGACAUAUUUGUGGGCUGUGAGCAAGAGAAAAAAACUGAAACUAACAUGACAAGAACUGUUCAGGAUGCUCUAACUCUCUCUGUCAGCCCAGCACAAACAGUGCACUUAAACACCCUCAUAGAAGGUCUUGAGAAUAAUCAUGAACAGAACUUCCUGAUUCUCAGGGACCUUGUGGUUACAGAGGGUGGCUACGCUGUUCUGGAGUCAAAACACAUCAAGUUGAAUCUGGAUUCUCAAAACAUGGAGGUUAGCCAGUCACAGAUAAGGUUUAGGAUCAAUGAGCAACCAGUUCAUGGCCAGUUGAGGCUAGAUGUUGACCAAGAUCAAGAGGAGAAUACCUUUAGUGUGUUGGAUUUGCAGCAAGAGAGGGUUUUGUAUGUUCACAGCGGUUCUGAAGAUCCGCUAGACUCCUUUGUGUUCUCAGUCUUUACUAACAGUGACAGGGAAGCCCACAAUUACCUGAAUGAAAACAUUACAUACAGGUACAACAUAACAAUCACGCCAACUAAUGAUGCUCCUGAAUUGAGCCUUCCGGGUGGGACCCUCUUUGUGCUGCUGGAGAAUUCCAAAAAGCUCCUCACCCCUGAUGUGAUAAAAGCUACAGACAUAGACAGUGACUCUGCGGACCUGGUCUUUUCUGUGUUAGGUGGUCCAAAUGCCGAUGGGGGGUUUCUGGAGCACAACAUUAACCCUGGCAAAGCAGUAACUACCUUCACUCAUUCUGACUUGGAGGAUGGGAAGGUCAGAUAUAUCCACACAGGGGCCAGGAACCACAAGAUGCCAUUCAAGGUCAGUGACGGAGACAAAGACAGCAACACCGUGGUCCUCAGGAUAAUGGCCAUUCGAUUGGAGUACAAAAUUGCCAACAACACCGGUCUGGAAGUCACACAGGGCUUGAUGGCUCUGAUAGGCUCGCAGCACCUGGCGGUGCAGACAAAUGCCAUAAAUCAAACAGUGGAAAUCCGCUAUGAUAUAAUAGAGCCGCCUCAGUAUGGGGAACUCCAGAGACUACACAGCAGCGGUGAAUGGAAGCCUGUCAGCACCUUCUCCCAGAGACUCCUGGAGAAGGAGCGCCUGAAGUACCUUAGCACCUUCGGCGAAAUCCAGUCUGGCAACAUCACAGAUCACUUCAAGUAUAAGGUCAAGGUGGGCCCCAGAGACUCCGAUGAGCUUGUGUUUCCAAUCACAGUUAAGUGGGUGCACUACAAGCUAACGAGGAAUGAAAUUCUGAAAGUCAACAGAAUGCGGAGAGUCGUGCUGGACUCGCAGCACCUGCACGUCAUUGCCCAAGGUGUGCCGCUGUUGGAGAGAGAGCUUUACUUUAGUCUGACAACAUUGCCAAAGAAAGGAAACCUUCUGCUCAACAACACAAUCCUGAAUAAGAACUCCACGUUCAGCCAAAGGGACGUCACUGAUCUGAAGGUGCAGUAUGAGAUGGUAGAUCAACCCCGCAUUGAUACACAGGAUAUGUUCACCUUCCAGGUGUUUUCUAAGCACGCACGGUCAGGGAAUUAUGUAUUUAGAAUUGCCAUUGAGGUAGACAUGGACACCAUUUUCUUAGAAAAUAAUGGCCUGUCCGUAAUGGAAGGAGGAAAUAAGCGUGUCACUACGGAUGCUCUUUAUUCAGAAACUCUGGGAGCAGAGGCUAUUUACUACACUAUCACGAAUGGUCCCAAACAUGGGAAUAUAAAGUUCUAUAACUCUACAUUGUCCAGAAAUAGCAUCAUGGCCUUCACAAACCAGGAUAUCUUAGAGGAGCGGAUAACAUAUAUCCAUGAUGGCAGUGAGACCGUUCAUGAUGAGUUCACAUUUAUAGUUUCAGCCAAUCAGACACCAGAGCCUGUUUUGAACUGGAGCACCAUAGCAGUGGAGAGUGUAUUCAACAUCUCCGUACAGCCAGUCAAUGACGAGAAACCCAUCCGUGUGGUCGAUAAAGUGUUCCAUGUGGUCAGGGAUGGACAGAAGCUGUUGACGCUGGACGACCUGCGUUUCCAUGACCCGGACUCGGACUUCGAUGAUGAGCAACUGGUCUACACCCGCCGUGUUGUCCCUAUGGGGGAACUGGUGAUGGUGAACGACACCUCACACAAACUGUAUAGGUUUUUACAGAAAGACCUGGAGCAGAAGCAGGUUCUUUUUGUCCACCGAGGGGUAAGCUCUGGCCGUUUUGUACUCUUUGUCUCCGACGGGAAACAUCACACUUCCACGUUACUGGAUGUCAGUGCACAUGACCCCUAUCUUAAGGUAGCCAAUAGAACAGACCUGCUUGUCCAGAAGGGUCAGGCAAGGGUCUUUAGUUCAUCUAAAUUCAGCAUGGAAACCAACAUGGAUGUCAGGAAUGACAGGGAGAUUGUUUACAAGAUGGCUGUCCCUCCAAAGCAUGGUGGCCUAUACAAUGGUGACAAGAUGGUGGACUCCUUCACUCAGCAGGACCUGAACAUGGGCCAUUUGUUCUAUCGUCAUGAUGAUAGCGGCAACUUAAAGGACUCUUUCAAUUUCACUGUAAGAGUUAAAGAAAUUCGCCUAAAUGCGGGGGUUAACGUGAGAGUGUACUUCAGAAACCAACCGGGACCUCUGAAAGUCAUACAUAAUACAACUCUACUGGUGGAGGAGAGCAAGUCUGUGACUAUCAAUAAAACAGCUCUGGAGGUUGCCCAUGAGGACGGCCUGUCGUCUGAGAUUGUAUACACGGUGAAGACCCCCCCAGCUCACGGCUAUCUCUGGAGGUUUGCCAAAAGUGGGGCACGUAGCUCAGGCACUGAGCAGAUGGCCAUCGGGACCUUCUCCCAGACAGACCUGAAUGCUGGAAUCAUCCGGUAUGUGCAGAUGGAGCCCGGGCAGACCCAGGACACCUUCGUGGUGGAGGCCACUGAUGGGGUCACAGAAGUCGGUGACAUACACAUGCUAGUGGACAUCAUUCCCCUCUAUAUCCCGCUGUGGGUCUCCAGUGUGACUGUGCAGGAGGGGGGUUCUCAGGUUCUGAGUGAGGAGGUCAUUAAAGUCCCCGACCACCGCUUUUUGGGCCCAAACCUGCGCUACACUGUGAUCGAUCCGCCUCAUCAGGGACACAUCGAGCACACCUACUUCCCUGGCAUUCCCAUCACCACUUUCACCAGGAAGCAGGUUGAGCGAGAGUUAAUACACUAUGUCCACGACAGCAGUGACGCUGUUGAAGACAGCUUCACCGUGAUCGUUAGUGACGCUGGUCUCGGGAAAGAGAGCCUGCCCCAGACAGUGCACGUGCGAGUCUCCCCUGGCAACAGCAAUGCUCCAGUCAUCACGGCCAACCGGAUCCUGAGGGUGUGGGAGGGGUCUAGCAUGGAGAUCAGCCCCCACGACCUCUGUGCCUGGGACAAAGACACACCCCCUGAGGAGCUGUAUUUCAGCAUCACCCCGCCCACCAAUGGCCACCUGUCACUCAAGAGCACACCCAGCAGGCACGUCCUGAACUUCACCCAGGCUCUCAUCAACCAGGGCCAGCUGCUCUUCAUCCACCACGGUGUCAGGACAGGGGGGUUUAACUUUCAGGUGGAUGACGGGGUGAACUUUGCCCCCCCGCAGACCUUCAGGGUCGUGGCAACAACUUUGGUCCUCCAGAUACAGAGGAACCGCCCCCUACAAGUGGUCCCAGGCUCCACAACAGCCAUACACAGGGAUGACCUGCUGGCGGUAACCAAUGAUGAGGAUGACAGUGGGAACCAUGCUGUUCUCUUCAGUGUGACCAGUCCACCAGGGCAGGGGUGGCUUGUGAGCAUUGGCCCUGAGAGUACAGCAGAAAUAUCAUCCUUCACUCAGGAAAUGGUGAAUGAGGGUGUGGUUGCGUAUAAACACAAACGUAGGCCCGUGGGAGAGGCCACCUCAGAUACCUUCACCUUCACCGUGUCUUCACCGCCUGCCGUCCUCCGAGCUCAGACGUUCCACAUCCACAUCAGCCCCAACGCUGGCCCCGAAGGAGUGAACCUCCUCCUCAGCAACACGGGUGCUGUUGUGACUGAAGGUGAAGGAGUCAUCAUUGACAAGUCAAAGCUGGACGCUUCAAACCUCCUGGACAGAGUGCCUGAAGUGUGGCGUCACAACUACGAAAUCUGGUAUCGGGUCACAACCCUCCCCAAACAUGGUGUCAUCGCUGUGGGCCGGGAGAACCUGACCAAUCAGAAUCCCACCUUCUCCCAGUCCAUCCUGAAUGAGCAAGGGAUCACAUACCUGCACGAUAACUCUGAGUCAGUACAGGACACCUUCGCCUUCAGAGUGCGGUUGGAGCGGAAGAGUGGGGCGGACCAGUGGUGGGGGGACGACAGAGAGAUGGAGGCCUCCUUCCACAUCACCGUGACACCUGUUAACGACCAACCGCCGCUGCUCAAAACCUUGGCCCCCAGUCUGUUUGUGCCCCAGGGACAUUCAGUGGCCUUGGGGCCAGAUAACCUCAACGUAGAGGAUCUGGACAACCCUCCCGAGGACAUCAAGUACACCGUGGUCCGGGAACCCGGCAACGGAUUUCUGGCCCGGGAGGGACGUUUGGACGAGCCCAUACUGGCCUUCACCCAAGCCGACGUCAACAGCGGGAAGGUGUACUUUGUUCAUGAUGGAAGCCCCUUCUCCGGGCUCGCCUACUUGAGUGUGUGGGACGGGACGCACCGGCAGGUCUACACCCUGUUCCAUCUGCAGGUGUCUGAGGUCGUCUCUCCCACACCCAACCCUGGUCUGAUACUGGAGCAGGGCCAGACCUCAGUGAUCCUGACCCGCGAACUCCUGGCUGCAGUGACCGACGAGAAAGACGCACGCAUCCGCUAUCAGGUGACGAGGCCACCUCGCUACGGCAAGCUCCUCAUGGACAACGAAGAAGCAACCCUCUUCGAUCAAGGAGACCUGUGGUUAGGAAAGGUGUCCUAUCACAUGGUGGAUCUGUCAUCGUCCCACGAUAGCUUUGAGUUCACCGCCUUCAUGUUGGAUCGUAACGUGACUGAGCAGUCGGUCAACAUCACUGUGAAACCCCUCAUGCGACUAGGGGCAGGUGCAAGGUUCCCGAAUGGCGUUGCUGUAAAAUUGGGGAAAGACUUCCUCGACGCCACCGUUUUAGCGGUCUUGAGCGGCAGUGAUCCUCAGUUUGAAAUCCUCCCCCCUCAGAGGCAUGGUGAGGUGGUCCACAUUCUGCUCACCAAGGAUGGGGCAUCCCAGCCUGGCACCUCCUUCUCCUUCAAGGACGUGGAGCAAGGAAGGCUGUUCAUCACAGUGACCGCAAACUUGGUCGGAGUCCAGGAACUGAACAUCUCGAUUCCGUUCAUUCUGAAAGCGGACAACGUUCAACCUGCCAGGGGCGAUUUUCUCUUCACCGUUUUGCCGAAUGACCCUGCAACAACAAAAGACACAACCAAAGCUGUCCCCAUCCCGACUCUUACUCCCCCCAUUCUCAACCAGACCCAAGAGGACCUUCGCAAUACAUCAGUCCCACGGAGACCCCCUAAGAUCUUCCAGGGGCUGAACGGGCGAAACCGCUGGGGCAGUCAUAAUCGGAGCAUAGCUUUAUUACGCAACAUCCCGAGAGCCAAUUGGGGCAUGCGGGACAUCACCUAUAGCAAUAGCAGUAUAAGGGCAAAGUCCUUCCCCACGACUUCCAGCAGUCUGAUCAUAAUCCUGCCAGUGCUGGCCUUCCUGCUCCUCACCACCACCCUGGUGGGGCUCGCCCUGGUGUCCUGCUACCACAGUAGGAAGCAGAGGGCCGUUUCCCAGAACCUCUCCGCCAAUGCGGCCCCCCGAGGCCCUGACCCCGACCAGCUGGAGACCAACAUGGCCCCCCCUUCUCUUAUCUGCCCCAAGCUGACCCUCAGCUGCCCAGACAGUCCCAUGCUAGGCCGACCAGGUGGGGGUGCUCUGGAUCCUGUUGCCGGUCUAAAGGACCCCUCCCUGCUGCUCUGUGGGUUGGACCAUGAAUCUGCCCAACUCUGCCUGGCAGCCAACUCCGCCCUGCAACACAAGCAGUACUGGCUGUGAUUGGCUCAACCCAGCUCCACCCUACAACACAAACAGCGCUGAUUGGCUCAACCCACUCCACCUACAACACAAGCAGUAAUGACUCUGAGGAGUACUCUGGCCACUGGGGUGUCAUUAUGUUUAAUUUUGUUUUUUGAAGCCUGUUUGAAGUAUAGCUUCUUAAAAAGGCCAAUGAAAUAAUGGAAAAUAUUUAAAAUCUUGCUGUGAGAUAAUGGAAUAUUUAUGUAAUUAUUACUGAACUAAAUACUUUUUACUCCAUCCAACAAAUUUGACUGGACACUGAAAUUCAGUCUAUUAAAUCUAGUGGGUCCUAGAAUUAUUUAAUAUGAUAUAUUUAAUAUUUAAUGAUGCAAAGCCUGCAGAGUUAGUUUGGGCAGACAACUCGAGAAGUGUCGCCCCCUCACAUGAUCCUUAUGUCUAAUGGGAGGGGCUAUAUAAACCACCAACCAAGCUUGCAUCUACAUUAAACCUCAUGAGAUAUUGCUUAAUUCAUCAUGAGUUGUCUGACUGAACUAGCAUUUGUAAUCAUAGUAGUUUUACAGAUAAAAACAAGAAAGCUAGCAUUGGUUUUGCUUUGAGCUUUCUUUAGACCUGCCACUGAUGUAUUUAUUCAAAAUAAGCUCAGAACUUUGUAUGAGGAUGUAACUCAAAAAUAAUUUACAUUUUUCUUGUGAAUCUUGUGAAUAUUUCAUAGAAUGAUUAAAGAUACAAAUCUGCUCUGUUUUGACGCUGCCAUAAUUUUACAUUUCCAAUAAAGUUAUUUUCCCAUGUAAAACUUUGUAAAACACACGGGUAGUAUUGUAUCAUCAUAUUUCUCUGUUGCACAAAUAUGAUAUAUGCUACAAUUAAGUGUAAUGUGUAGUUAUCUAUGGUUGCUGCUAUUUUUGUCAAAUAUAUUUAGUGUAUUUGUAUGAAUUUUAAGUGCUUAGUGUAUUGUAUUGCACUGAUUACUGAAUAGUGUCCACAAUAUUUGUCCCCCUUUGGAGAAAGCAAUGCUUGUUGGUCUUCAGCCAGUAUUCUUACAGAUGGUUUUCUUGUAGAAGGAUCAUACUGAAAUAUCUGUUUCAGUAUUUUAAGAUCCCUGUUGUGUUUGGUAAUAUUGGUCAGAUAAAGACUCAGAACCCACUUCAACUUGCAUUCUAGUAAGUCUUUACAUUAAAUAUUUACAUUCAUGCUAGUGUCAGCACUCUUCUAAAAUUACUGU
This is a messenger RNA of Conger conger (European conger), 8428 nucleotides long. It is a transcript of the gene cspg4ba, whose product is annotated as chondroitin sulfate proteoglycan 4ba. The record is from RefSeq and is a predicted model, not a curated record. The transcript has 11 exons. Lineage: Eukaryota; Metazoa; Chordata; Actinopteri; Anguilliformes; Congridae. The coding region runs from base 85 to 7224 and encodes 2379 amino acids.